AUGAGUCUGAGACAGGCCCUUCGCGAAUUGGAACUUCCUUUGCCUGAGGAGGAAGUCGAGUCAACAAAACCGAAGUCGUCCGAGCCUAAACCUAACCCACGUAAGUAUGGCCAAAUUAAGCUUCUGAGGAACCAGCGCCGCAAGAAAACGUCAAAGAAGACGAAGUCCUGGAAACGGUUCAAUUCCAGCCUUGGCUUGAUGGCUGCCAGCAAGACAAAGGUGAAGGCGCCAGCAACGAAGACAAGAGUUGAGCCAAACCAAAAAAUGAUUGAUCUUGGAAAGUCGAUAUUGCGUUCUCGGCAGAAACUCUUCAGUCGCACAAAGCCUCCUCAGAAGCCCGUAAUUAUCAAGAGCCUCUUUAAAGAAAGGGACUUUAAAGAGUUCUCUGAGGACAUGCGUACCCUAUUCUGUUCGUAG
Mesocestoides corti is the source of this 417-nucleotide messenger RNA. The record is from the annotation of a GenBank genome assembly. Lineage: Eukaryota; Metazoa; Platyhelminthes; Cestoda; Cyclophyllidea; Mesocestoididae.